AUGAACGGUGUUCCGAAUUCGGAUUACAAUAUGUCGUUCGUGGAUUCCUAUAAAAGGUUUAUGGAGAGGAACAGCGAUCCACGGACGGAGAAUUGGUGGCUGAUGUCUGGGCCUGGACCACUGUUGACGCUGCUGGCGACCUACCUUUACUUCUGCACCUCCAUUGGCCCACGUUACAUGAGGGACAGGAAGCCAUACUCCUUGAAGCAGCCCAUCAUCGUCUACAACGUCACCCAGAUAGUGAUGAGCAUAUUCCUUGUCUACGAGGGCUUAGUCUCCGGCUGGUGGAAUGACUACAACUUCAGCUGCCAACCCGUGGACUAUUCUUACGAUCCGAAGGCAUUUAGGAUGGCGGGGGCAGUAUGGUGGUACUUCUUCGCGAAAAUCGUCGAGCUACUCGAUACGGUAUUCUUCGUUCUUAGAAAAAAGAACAAGCAAAUAUCAUUCCUUCACCUGUACCACCACACAAUGAUGCCAAUUUGUGCCUGGAUUGGUGUUAAAUUUCUACCAGGUGGUCACGGAACGUUGCUGGGCGUCAUCAACUCCUUCAUCCAUGUCAUCAUGUACACCUACUAUCUCAUCUCAGGACUUGGUCCACAGUAUCAAAAGUACUUAUGGUGGAAGAAACAUCUUACUAGUCUUCAACUGGUCCAGUUCGUGAUCGUGUUCUACCACAAUUUCUCCGUGAUGUUCUGCGAUUGCAACUACCCGAAGUUCAUCAAUUUCCUAUUGGCACUCAAUGCAGCUCUCUUCCUUUAUAUGUUCGGCACCUUCUACUACCGCAACUACGUUCAGGUCGACACAAAAAAGCGGGAUGAACCAAUAAACGGUCAAGCCAAAAUAAAUCAUGUAACUGUGGCUAAUGGGAAGACGAAAGAAUGC
Messenger RNA from Iphiclides podalirius (scarce swallowtail), 882 nucleotides. The record is from the annotation of a GenBank genome assembly. Lineage: Eukaryota; Metazoa; Arthropoda; Insecta; Lepidoptera; Papilionidae.